Messenger RNA from Corythoichthys intestinalis (scribbled pipefish), 11113 nucleotides. RefSeq names its product anoctamin 8b (gene ano8b). Lineage: Eukaryota; Metazoa; Chordata; Actinopteri; Syngnathiformes; Syngnathidae. The record is from RefSeq and is a predicted model, not a curated record. The transcript is spliced from 19 exons. Bases 252 to 3707 code for a protein of 1151 amino acids.
UCCUCCCCCCUCCUUUGUCCCGCCCCUGUAGCCAUCGCAGGGUCGCUCUUCAUCGAACCACGCAUCCUGUUCCACAGUCCCAUCGCUGCACCAUCACAGACAACCUUCACGUCCCUUUCACGUCCAUAGAACCCUUAACCCCAUCAUCGCUGCGCUGUUCCCAUGCUCUGCCCUCUGCCUGAGAUGAGACAGCCCUGCUCGAUCACCAGCAGAAUCCCGCCAGUACGCGUCGCUCCUCGCGGAUAGAGAGCAUGCCUGACGCGGGGACUCAAGGCGCCGCAGCCGCGGUGGCGGCCGUCGGUGGUGGUAGUGCGGCAGCGGCCGGCGACGGAGCGGAGAGCGGCCGCCACCGACACCGAACGCAGCAGGCAGAUGCGGAGAGGCCGGAGACGACUGCUGCCCCUUCGCAAAGCUCCGGUUCCGGUGUACUGGAUAAAUUGUUUGGGAAGAGGCUGCUGCAGGCUGGCAGACACAUCAUGUCUCAUAAGUCUUGGAUGAAGACUGUGCCCACCGAGAACUGUGAUGUCCUCUUGACAUUUGCAGAUACGACAGAUGACCACACGUUGCUAUGGCUACUGAACCACAUCCGGCUGGGAAUUCCAGAGCUCAUCAUCCAAAUCCGUCAUCAUAAGCAUACGCACGUCUAUGCAUUCUUCGUCACCGCUACGUAUGAGAACUUGUUGCGAGGUGCUGAAGAGAUGGGUCUGAGGAAGGCGGUGAAGCCCGAAUUUGGUGCAGGAACGCGGAGCUUCUCCUGUGAGGAGGACUAUAUUUAUGAGAACAUCGAGAGCGAGUUGUGCUUCUUCACCUCGCAGGAGAGGCAAAGCAUCAUUAAAUACUGGCUUGAAAAUCUACGUGCCAAACAUGGGGAGGUGCUUCAUAAUAUUAACUUCCUGGAAGGGCAACCAAUCAUUCCAGAGUUGAGUGCACGAGGUGUUAUCCAGCAAAUGUUCCCUCUCCACGAACAGCGCGUCCUGAGUCACCUAAUGAAAUCUUGGGUUCAGGCUAUUUGUGAGAAACAGCCCUUAGACGAUAUCUGUGACUACUUUGGUGUGAAAAUAGCCAUGUAUUUUGCCUGGCUGGGUUUUUACACCACUUCAAUGUUGUACCCUGCUGUGAUCGGCUUUGUAUUGUGGAUGCUCACUGAGUCAGAUCAGACGAGUCGAGACAUCUGCUGUGUGGUCUUUGCACUUUUCAACGUGGUGUGGGCCACCUUGUUUCUUGAACGGUGGAAGAGGAGAGGUGCUGAAUUGGCGUAUAAAUGGGGAACUCUGGACACGCCUCCCGAAUCCCUGGAGGAACCACGUCCUCAGUUCCGGGGUGUGAAGCGCUGCAGCCCUGUCACAGGAUGUGAGGAGUUCUACUAUCCGCCGUGGCGGAGACGUGUUUUCAGGUGGCUGGUCAGCUUGCCCAUCUGUCUUCUCUGUCUCUCUUUUGUCUUCCUGGUCAUGCUCAUCUGCUUUGAGCUCCAGGAGUUUGUAAUGGGGAUCAAGGAAAUGCCUCGAUUGGCUCGCUUUAUUCCUAAAAUAAUGCUUGCAAUCACUGUGACUGCAUGUGAUGAGGUGUACAGGAAGAUUGCCUGCUGGCUCAAUGACAUGGAAAACUAUCGACUCCAGAGUGCCUAUGAGAAAAAUCUCAUCAUCAAAAUGGUUCUUUUUCAGUUUGUAAAUUCAUAUCUCAGCCUUUUUUACAUUGGAUUCUACCUCAAAGACAUGGAGCGGCUCAAAGAGAUGCUGGCCACUCUGCUCAUCAUACGUCAGUUCCUUCAAAAUGUGAAGGAGGUGCUGCAGCCUUACGUGUAUGAGCGCCACAAGCUGGGUGAGCUCACUUUGCGAGCUCUAUGGGAUUUGCUACUCUCCGUGCUGCUAAAAUAUGCCAGGCUGGCUGCUGGAAAAGCCCAUGCCUCACCUACUGACCCUGCUAUGCCAGGACCUGGUCUCAGGGGCACCAGGCCUGGGGUGGGUCAUACAGACAAAAGGGAAAAAAAAUGUUUGAAUGGCGGUUGCGGGGUACCCGAUGAGGAGGAAAGUGGCGAGAGGGACGAGGCUGACAGUGGGCGAUUCAGUGAAGGAGAAACCGAGGAGGAAGGUCUGCUUGACUGCGGUUUGAAACUGAGGAAAGUCAGCUUCAUAGAGAAGAUGGACAGGAGGCCGGGAUGUAGUGGCCACCCUAUGGACAACAGUUUUAUGGAGGAAGGGAGUCCAACAAUGGUGGAUAAAGGAAUGGAGCCACCCUCUGUGUUUUCAAUGUGUGAAGAUGAUGUUGAUAAUGGCAUCCAUGAUGUGAAGGAGGCAGCUGGGGGAGGAGUGGCAUGUGCAUCUGAAGGAAUCAACUAUGCUGCCUCCACCUGUAUCACUGGAUCCGCCUCCAGGAAUGAGAGCGGCGCAUCAGUGCGAAAUCGGAGAAGAGGCCGAAGCACCGAGCGUGCCGAACCCAGAACAAAGAGGGAAUCGUGGAUUGACCCUCCUGAAGUGAAGGAAAGCACCACACUGACUCAGGCAGAGAUAGAGAGCUGCAUGCAGACUUAUACGGACACUUUCCAGGACUACCAGGAAAUGUUUGUCCAGUUUGGCUACGUGGUGCUGUUCUCCUCGGCUUUCCCUCUGGCCGCCCUGUGCGCGCUUAUCAACAACAUCAUCGAGAUCCGCAGCGACGCCUUCAAGCUCUGCACGGGUCUGCAGAGACCAUUUGGUCUCAGAGUGGAGAGCAUUGGCCAGUGGCAGUCUGCAAUGGAAGCCAUGGGUCUGAUUGCCAUCAUUGUUAACUGUUACCUGAUUGGUCAAUGCGGCCAGCUGCAGCGCCUCUUUCCUUGGCUCAGCCCUGAGAUGGCCAUCAUCUCCAUUGUCAUCCUUGAGCACUUCGCUAUCCUCUUGAAGUAUGUCAUCCAUGUGGCCAUUCCCGACAUUCCAACAUGGGUCAGAGAGGAGAUGGCUAAACUGGAUUAUCAGCGCAGGGAGGCCUUUAAGAAGCAUGAGCGUCAGGCUCAGCAGCACUACCAGCAGCUGCAGAGGAAGAAGAGGGAGGAGGAGGAGAGGCAGAGGCAAGUGGAGCAUAUGGCCCGUAGAGAAAGGGAUAGAGAGGACACCAAGGGCGACUCCUCCGGGGAUCACCACCACGACAAAAGCCAUAGUGGCAAAUCGCGCCCCGGUGGAGGUGGUGGAAGCGGCGGGUCGGAAAAACCCAAGAGGCCCAGCUCCCUUUUGGCCAACAACAACGUGAUGAAGCUGAAACAGAUCAUUCCGCUGCAGAGCAAGUUCUCCUCAAGUGGCGCUCGCUCCCCUCAAUCACCCACUGAAGCAAAGCUGCCAGGUUUCCUCAGCUUCAAAUUCCUCAAAUCGCCCGAGAACAAGAAGGAGUCUAUGGCAGCUUCUGCGACGACUUCUAUGCCGAGCGCCUCAUCAGCCACAAACGGGACGACGGCAUCAUCCUCAUCAUCAGGUAGCAGCUCACAGGAGCGUUCUCAGUCACCCAGCAAAGCCUUCAAUCCUGGCAAAUUGUUUAAUUUUGGAAAAUCCGAAGCAGGGACCUGCGUCAACGGGGCGCCACUGCCCAGAUCGGGCGAGGGAUUGUCAUCGUCACAGAUCUCAGAGAGACCGGUUAGCAGGUCCGAUUUAAACGGAAUUCUGGAUGAGGUCCCCUUGCCUGCGCGGGAAGGAUCCGAGAACGGACAUUCAAAUGAAUCUGACUCUCUUGGCCCAAAGGUUUAGUAGCUCCUUUGCUAAAGAACUAACGUCUCUUGUAAAACUUAAAAGUUGAAAUUUAUUCCUGAGGGUUUUGGUUGUCCUGAACAACAAAAUAGGCUUUACAAGAACGAUCUUACCACUCUUCUCAUGCCACAACAUAAAGUCAGGUCCAUAAAAAUUGGGACAUGAGCACAGUUCUCAUCUUUUUGCCUCUAAACAAAACGAUGGACCCAGAUGUGCUUUGAACUCUAUACUUUCAGCUAAUUUAAGGCGAUUUACAUCCAAAUCAGCUAAAUAAUAGGACUUUCAAUGGUGUGUAUACUAGGAGUGGGAGCCUCUUGGUACUUCACGAUACGAUACGUUUUGCGAUACAAAUCUCAUGAUAACGAUCAUCUGACGAUAUGGCGAUACAACGAUUAUCGAUACAUUGGUCAGGAAAUCCUUGUAGGAUAUUCUAAAAACAACUAAUAAACAGAAAAACAAGCUUCGGCUGUGAAUUGGAAUGAGUUUAUCACUGGUAGACGUCCAAUUGAACGUCUAUGGCUGUCAGUGGCAGCCAAUGCCAGGCAAUGAGGUAAUUUUGGGCCAUUUAAGGUCAUUUACCUGUUGAUUUUCAGUUACUUCCUGUUGAUUUUGGGGUAUUUUAUGGGUCAAUUCCUGUUCAUUUUGUGUUACAGAACAGGAAAUGACCUGGAAAUUCCCUAAAAUGGAUAGCAAGUGACCUAUACAUGCCCUGAAAAUCUGACAGAAUGACUGUGAACGUGAAUUUAAAAAAACAACAACAUUUUUUAAGACAUUGACACCUUUUUAAAAUGAUAUCUCGAUUCUUGCAGGAGCAUAUCGAUAACCUUUUGGGAUACAAAGUAUCAUGAUAUAUCACCAUUUUGAUAUUUUGUCACACCCCUAGUGUAGACUACAUGACUCCCACUUUUUGAAAGGCCCAAAGUAAUAGGACAAUUGGUUGCUCAGCUGUUCUACAGCCAGGUUGGCGUGUAUGGUCGCCAGUUGGCAGGGUAAAAACUGUAGGGUGAUUUUUGAAUAAUUUCAAGCAAUAUUAUCUUGUCAUAUUCAGCCAAAUGCAACAGAAUCCAUUGAAUGGCACUUCACAGUGUAGAUGCACAAUGUCCUGAAUAAUACUGCGAAAAAGCCCGUUUUUUGUUUUGUUUUUUAAAAGUAGCAGAAUGUAAUGCAAUGGCCAAGUCAUUUAGUUAACAUGAACCCGAAUGAGCCUGAAUUUCAACUGAAGAAAAAAAAACUGUCUUAAGUUCCUUCCAGUUCUUACUUACCCUUACGUUGCAGUCUUCAGCUUGACAGAACGUCAACGGGAAUGAAAUCCAGCAUCUGCCGAUGUUUACGCAUUAUACACUUCAAACUGCAAAGGAUUUUGCAAAGUGUUAAAAUGAGAACGUUUGAUUUAUGAGUGUCAAAUUGUCACCAUUAUUUUGCUCCCUUAAAAAGUAUUAGGCACGUAAAGAAACUUUUACACCAUUCAAAUGAUUUGGAUAUAAAUACCCUUCAAAUAAAGCUGAAAAUCUGCAGUUGACGCACAUCUUCAUUAGUUUCAUUUCAAAUCAUUGUUUGGAUCCAAAAUAUAAGAAUUGUGUAAAUGUCCUAAUAUUUACGGAUCUGACUGCAAGGCACACAAUCAUGUUCGCAAUACAUCAAGAAAUGCAUGAGCUGCGUUUCUUAUAUUUUUAAGCCUUCAAAGCAAAAAGCUGUGAUUCUUAAUUUCUACUGUGGCCAAUUGUGAACAUCGUUCAAAAAAGUCCAGAAUGGGGAAAAGGACAAAACACGUAAAAGGGAUGUCUGGUUGAACUAAAUGAGUGUUUCUUCACCAUCACAAAUCAAUAUUAGACAAUGGUCUUGUUUUUACUGUGAAAUAGUUGGCCCUUCUUUUGUAAGUGGAAUAAUUGAAAAGCAAUAUUAAUCAGUCGUUUAAUUUUGAGUAAUGCUGCAGUUUCUAGUAUGACAUAACCCCUCCCUCAACGUCCAUCCUCGAUGAAUUACCAGCUUUAUUUUCAAAGCGGAGGUGAUUUCUCAGCUCUGUGGCAAUAUGGGCUUCAUUGCAGACAAGAGUUAAUAGAUUCAUACGUCCUGCUGUCAAUGGUUCUCAAAUGAGAUAUUAAAGAAGUGCAAAAAAAGAAAAAAAAACUUUGAGCAAAUGCCGACCUGUUGCUGGUCCAUUGACCUCCUCUCACAGACGGUUGGUUCUCCAUUUCACAAUGUCUAAACACACUUGGUUAGUGAGCGGCAAAUUCAAGUUACUUUUGCACUAAACGCUACAUCACUCAGCAGGAGACGGCAGCCUUCUUCACAUCAUUAUGCAAACUGGACUGUAUGGAUUUCCUCCUGUCACACAGUACACGAGCAGAAUAUUUAUUUUUGAAAGGCGCUCUCGUUUCUGUAGUCGUGCUAAUAGUUUUAGUUUGGACCAAAGUGGUAUUUUUUCAUGUGAUACUGGUAUCCGAAUACAAACUGAUGCUUUGUUACAUCUUUCUGUUCUGCACUUUGGCCAACAGAUGGCGCCAGACUUUUUGUUACAAUUUAUUUUUACAUAGGUGACAGUAGCAUUGGUGAAAGACGGGCCCUUUCCCAACAUUUGAGUUAAGACAUGUAGUUGAAAUGGCAAAAAUCCUCAUCUCAAUUAUGUCACUGGCAUCACUAGAUGAAAAAAAAAAACAUUGAUUGCAUUUUUUUGGAAGAAUUAUAGUGAACUUGCGUUAAGAUGUCAUGGAGAACCUGAUUAUCUCACAAGGCAUACUAAUGUGCCACAGCAGAUUGAAGUUGGGAAUCCAUCCUCACUUAAAAGCAGGGGUGAAAGUGGCUAGAAUUUCUUGCCGGAACUCCCCGACGUGAAGGUCACCACGGAGCCAGGAAUUGUGUUUAUUUAUUUUAAUCAAUUUUUAAUUUUUGGGGGGGUGGGGGAUCAAACUUCUUAACUGCUGAAAUGCAAAGAAAACGGUUUUAGCACUGUUAUUUCUAUAACACAUACAAAAACUGAUUUUCAUUUAAAAUUGUAUUUUUUCAAUGAUUUACAAAACAAAAACAGCAAUAACCCCAACCUUCAUCUCCUAAUUUUUACUUUCCCUCAUUUCCUCACAUACUAAAUGCCAAAUCUCAAUUUUAACUACUUAAGAACAUAGGAUGUAUAUUAAAAUUGAAGUUUAUGUAAACAUUUCCUUUUUUUUUUUUUUUUUUUUUUUUUUUUUUUUUAAAUAAUAAUGAUAUAAGUAACAUACAUUCAGAAAAAUAAGUACAAAUGACUUAUAUUAUGCAGAGUGAAAUGGAAUAUAUUUUGAAGAUCACGCAAACAUUGACUUUUUUAAAUCAUAAGGAAAUGAAUAAGUAGCCUAACAUAUAUGAACAAAUAUAAGUCCAAAGUUUACAUUGACAGCUAAGAUGUUCUGAACCUCCCGAUCAGAGCAAAUAAAACUAAAUAUGAUAAAUAAGCCUCCUCAACUUUUUCGUUGCUCUUAAAGAUUUAAUCCAUUGUAUGAUGCAUUACCCUUUUUUUGUCGCAUCAAUUCAACCUUUUUUUUUUUUUUUUUUUUUUUUUUUUUUUUCUGUUUCAGAAAACAUGCACAUUUGAACCAACCAGAGCUAACUAUCUGUGCUGAUCAUAUGUCAGUAUGUCAGCCAAUUGAACGGAUAAAUUAGUUCAGGCGUUUUGCUUUGCUGUGUGCAUUCGCACAUUGACGUGACUCUUCAUCGUCAGACUCGUCCGUGGUAUAAAAUAAAAAAUAUUGGUGUAAACGGAUUACGCUACACAAGCACUUUAUUAUGCUUGUUGUUAACACUUGUGUAUGUAAAUCUGAUGUUGGUAGAUGUGGCAGCUUAGCAUUUUUUUUAAUUUUUUUUUUUACAUAGCGUUUUGACAGUUGCCGUCAUAUUUUCGGAAUCAAAGCACCGUCUACCGAAACAACAUUCCUGCCCUGAAUCUUAUACCGGAACUACUUUCCUGACUGUUCCGGCCCACUUUCACCCCUGCUUAAAAGGUAUCAAAAUCUGGAUUGGGAGAUAUUAGUCUACCUAUGCAUUGCCACGACAUUAUCACUGGUAAAGCAUUUUGGCAAUAAUAGAGGACACUCACCUGUAAAAAUCAGUGUUUGUUGUUCAUUAUGUCUACUGGAUACUCUCCUCAUCCAAGGGUAACUUCAUGAAAUUAUUUUAGGACCAAUUCGUUCCCUGUUAACAUCAAACUGCAAUUUUGGGAAGAAUGAAUACAAACCGGAUUCCAAAAAGAUGGGACAAUAUACAAAUCAUAAUAAAAAACUGAAUACAAUGAUGUGGAAGUGCCAAAUACAUCACAGAUGAAGAAAAUGUACUAUUUUUGGUAGGUGCAGCAGUUUUGACAGAUUGGGCGAGUUAUAUUUAUGUUGUGAUAAUAGGCGGAGUUUGACUUUCGGGGCAGGGGUCAACAACAUGUUGAUGACCCCAAAACACAGUGUCAGCAAUAAAAUUAACUUAAAAGAAUAUUUAUAAUAACAAUUUUGUUUCCCAUCAUUCUUGAGGGGAAUUCUAAAUCAGGCUGCUUAGGCAAUACUUUUCGCCAAGAUCGUCAUUCACUGAAUGUAGUACGCCCGCCGGUGUUGUGCCAAUGUAGUUGCCCCAGUCAAAAAUUGUAUCCCCUGGGCGGAGCCAUAUGGAGGUAGAUUUGUGUCAUUAUUAUUCAAUCCCAAAAAAAGUUGCUUCAAUCAAAAAAAGUUGCUUCAAUCAAAAUAUAUAUUUUCAACCAAAAAAAAUGUCGCUUCAAUCAAAGGAAAAAAAAAUGUGAACGCAAAAAAAAUUUGAAACUCCCCCCCCAAAAAAAUGCAUGUGAAAGCUAUUUUUCUUUGAUUUUUUUUUUUUUUUUUUUUUUUUUUUUUUUGAUUGAAGCAACUUUUUUUAAUGAAGUAAUGUUUACUUUUGUUUGGGCCACAUUUUGGCUUGGACAUUUUUGUCUAAAAUAAUUUUGACCCAUUAUAAAAAUAUAUUUUUUUGUUCAUUUCAUUCAUUUUUGUUGCAGUUUUAUUGCUUUACAACUUUUAUAUAUAUAGGAAAGUAGAUUACAUGCAAUGACACUUUUCGCCCACCGGGGGGCUGCCCCCCCUUAAAAUCCGCUUAUGGUUGUGAUUGGACUGGAGACCGUCUUUCUGAUAUAGCAACCCUGAGGUGCAGCGCGCUGUGGGCUCCUGAUCUCCAUACUUGAGCGUCGAUGGCCUCAUAUGCAUGUGGUUCGAAACAAUUAUUUCUCUUGCCGCCUGGUACCAGGUGACCCAAUCAGUGGUUGGGGAUGACUUAUCUACAGUGCAUAAUAUCAUACAAAGAUUCAGAAAAUGAAGGAAAAAUCUAUGUGAGUGUCAAGGCCGAAAAACCAUACUGGAUGCCCAUGAUCUUCUGUCCCUUAAACGGCACUGCACCACAAACAGGACUGCCACUGUAAAGGAAAUUACAGAAUUGGCUCAACAAUAGUUCCAUAAACCAUUGUGGAUAAACACAAUCCACGGCGCCAUCCGCCGUUGCCAGUUUAAAUUAUUCAGUGCAAAGAAGACUCUAUGCAGGACCUAGAAACGCAGAUGUUUUCUCUGGGAGUGUGGCAAAGUGGAAAACUGUUCUUUGGUCAGAAUUGCGAUUCGAAGUUCUUCCAGACACCCUUUUAAAGAGGAAAAGGAUACCCUAAAUUGUCAGGACUCAGUUUUGAAGCUUGCAUCCUUGAGGAUUUGUGUUUGGAUGAGUGCGUGUGCAAGCUGGAAAGGCAUCGUCAAUGCAGAAAGGUAUAUUCAGGUUCUCGAACAACACGGAACAUCCAGACGUCUUUCAGUGAAGACCUUACAUUUUUCAACAGGAUAAUGCCAGACCACACACAGUAUUAAGUGCAACAUUAUGGCUACAUAGGGAAAGGAUCCAGGUAUUGAAAUGGCCAGCCGGCAGUCCAGUUUUUUCACCUACAGUGGGGCAAAUAAGUAUUUAGUCAACCAACAAUUGUGCAAGUUCUCCUACUUGAAAAGAUUAGAGAGGCCUGUAAUUGUCAACAUGGGUAAACCUCAACCAUAAGAAACAGAAUGUGGGGGGAAAAAAAAAGAAAAUCCCAUUGUUUGAUUUUUAAAGAAUUUAUUUCAAAAUUAAGAGUGGAAAAUAAGGAUUUGGCCACCUACAAACAUGCAAGAUUUCUGGCUGUCAAAGAGGUCUAACUUCUUCUAACGCGGUCUAACGAGGCUCCACACGUUACCUGUAUUAAUGGCACCCGUUUUAACUCAUUAUCGGUAUAAAAGACACCUGUCCACAACCUCAAUCAGUCACACUCCAAACUCCACUAUGACCAAGACCAAAGAGCUGUCGAAAGACACCAGAGAAAAUAAUUGUAGACCUGCACCAGGCUGGGAAGACUGAAUCUGCAAUAGAUAAAACGCUUGGUGUAAAGAAAUCAACCGUGGGAGCAAUUAGAAUUAGAAAAUGGAAAACAUACAAGACCACUGAUAAUCUCCCUCGAUCUGGGGCUCCAUGCAAGAUCUCAUCCAGUGGUGUCAAAAUGAUAACAAAAACGGUGAGCAAAAAUCCCACAACCACACGGAGGGGCCUAGUGAAUGACCCACAGAGAGCUGGGACCACAGUAACAAAGGCUACUAUCAGUAACACAAUGCGCCGCCAGGGACUCAAAUCCUGCACUGCCAGACGUGUCCCCCUGCUGAAGAAAGUAUACAUCCAGGCCCGUCUGCGGUUCGCUAGAGGGCAUUUGGAUGAUCCAGAAGAGGACUGGGAGAAUGUGUUAUGGUCAGAUGAAACCGAAAUAGAAUUUUUUGGGAGAAACACAGGUUGUCGUGUUUGGAGGAGAAAAAAUACUGAAUUGCAUCCGAAGAACACCAUACCCACUGUAAAGCAUGGGGGUGGAAACAUCAUUCUUUGGGGCUGUUUUUCUGCAAAGGGACCGGGAAGACUGAUCCGUGUAAAGGAAAGAAUGAAUGCGGCCAUGUAUCGAGAGAUUUUGAAAAAUCUCCUUCCAUCAGCAAGGGCAUUGAAGAUGAGACGUGGCUGGGUCUUUCAGCAUGACAAUGAUCCCAAACACACAGCCAGGGCAACAAAGGAGUGGCUUUGUAAGGAGCAUUUCAAGGUCAUGGAGUGGCCUAGCCAGUCUCCAAAUUUCAACCCCAUAGAAAAUCUGUGGAGGGAGUUGAAAGUCCGUGUUGCCCAACGACAGCCCCAAAACAUCACUGCUCUAGAGGAGAUCUGCAUGGAGGAAUGGGCCAAAAUACCAGCAACAGUUUGUGAAAAGGUUGUGAAGAGUUACAGAAAACGUUUGGCCUCCGUUAUUGCCAACAAAGGGUACAUAAUAAAGUAUUGAGAUGAACUUUUUGGUAUUGACCAAAUACUUAUUUUUCACCAUGAUUUGCAAAUAAAUUCUUUAAAAAUCAAACAAUGUGAUUUUCAGUUUUUUUUUCCCCCACAUUCCGUCU